Molecule: messenger RNA, 1555 nt
Organism: Leptinotarsa decemlineata (Colorado potato beetle)
Lineage: Eukaryota; Metazoa; Arthropoda; Insecta; Coleoptera; Chrysomelidae
Product: ataxin-10
Biological process (GO): neuron projection development
Cellular component (GO): cytosol
Source: RefSeq, a predicted model, not a curated record
UCUGUGAUUGAAAGUCAACUUAACCUAAACCUAACCUAACAUCUAACUUGACUUCUUAAUCUUCAUGUACUUCAAUAUUUAUUUUUAGCUAGAGUUUAAAAACAUGAAACAUUUUGAAAAGAAGUGUCCUUUUAUUUGUUAUGAAGGUGAAAACGGUUCCAAAAAUAUCGACAUUCUUCCAGUAAUGAGAGGAUUGAGUGAUAUCGGAGACUUCAGCAAUGAAAAUUUAAUUAGUAUUCUUAAGAAUAUAUUUGAAAUUGAAAGGCUUGAUGAUGGCAGUCCCAAAAUGUUCCUGGUUUCAGAGGAAGUCAUCAAGUUUCUGGAGGAUAAGUUGAUAACAUUUCUCCCACCUGAAAACUUUUCGGACUCACAAUAUACUUACUGAAAUUUUUAGAUCCUUGAGAAAUAGUUCAUCCAACGCUUCAAUCCAGAAUUUUAUUAACGAGAAAACCAGGAUUUUAAACGCCUGCAAAGAACUGUUUCAGAGUUUGGAUUGGAGUCAAACCUGUACAAAGAUAAUGUUACAGUUCCUGAUGAAUCUGACAACUUCCAAUAGGAAAGUCACUCAAAGAAUAAAAGAACUAUUUUAUGAUGACAUAAGAAAAAGUUUUCAAAAAAAUGUAUGUUUAUAUGAGUGUUCUGCACUGUUGUAUAACAUAUCCCUCUUCAUAUCCAUUGGUGAUCAAGAAACUGUAGAAAAAAUAUUAGAUUUAUAUGGAAGUGAAGAGCAUAAUGAAUUCUUGUGCUUUUUCCUAGAAAAUAGUAUUUCCAGCAGUGGAUUGUGGACGAAUUAUAUCAAUUUGAAGUUAGAAAAUCGAUUGAAAAUCUUGGAUUUUCUCAAAGAAAUGCAAAUAGAAAAUCGGUUACAGGUCUUACCUGACAUAGGAUUGGAGAUUUUGAUACAGAAGUUUCUAGAAUGUGGAGAGGUACUUUUGCAAAUCAAUGGAAGAAAUUCAUUAGAGGUUUAUGAAAUAUCUUCAUCAUUGGAAAUAUUGUCUUCACUUUCCAGUAAAGAAGAAUAUCUGAAAAAGUUGCAAACCAAUAAAGAUGUUUUGGUGAAUGCUGGGGCCCUGCUUAUCAAUAUUCAUAGAUUGGGGAAAGUAUCCAACAAUUCUUUUACUCCGAUUCAAAAAAUAUUCGUAAACGGAAGCGAGAAUAGUGAGCUCAAUAUUGAUCCUGUGUUUGGCUUCAAAACAGAUUUGGUCAGGCUCAUAGGUAAUAUGUGUUGGAAAAAUUUUGAACUUCAAAACUUGGCACGAACAGCAGAAAUAAUACCUGUGAUUCUUGAUUCAUGCAACAUUGAUGCUAAAAAUCCAUUUAUUAUGCAAUGGUGUAUUCUUGCUAUAAGGAAUUUGUGUGAAAAUAAUAUUGAGAACCAGAAAGUGAUUGCAGGUUUACAUCAAGAGGGCACUGUUAGCAAUGAAGUACUGGAUGAAAUGGGAAUCGCUUUGCAUACUGAUGGUAAAAACCAACUCAAAAUCGUAAACCUGGAGUCGCUAAGAAAAUAGUAUAUGAUUUUCAUUUCUUAUUUGAAUAUAAAAAUUGGAUUUAAAAA